This is a messenger RNA of Oreochromis aureus, 4933 nucleotides long. RefSeq names its product KIAA0586 ortholog. Gene Ontology annotation, cellular component: ciliary basal body; centriole. The record is from RefSeq and is a predicted model, not a curated record. Gene Ontology annotation, biological process: smoothened signaling pathway. Lineage: Eukaryota; Metazoa; Chordata; Actinopteri; Cichliformes; Cichlidae. The transcript is spliced from 27 exons. The coding region runs from base 790 to 4875 and encodes 1361 amino acids.
UCCAGGGUAUAAUUGGCCAUGUUUUACUACUUUUGAUUUUCACUCCACAUUUUACCUUUAAAAACUAUUUACUUUGCCUUGUUUGUUUUCACAACUGCAGCUUUUAGAAUAUUAAACGAGUGUUUCAAGUAUCAAUGAAUGAUGUGCCAGACUCAUGGCACAUUCAAAAGUCAGUCAAAUACGUAAAAACCAAUCAAGCAUCCAUUGUUAUAUGAAGAGACCUCUGUUUCUUUUUGUUUAUUUAUAUUGUUACUUUAUUAUUUGAUUUUAUUUAAGUCCAUUCAUUAUGUUUGUAUUUGUUAUUUAAUUGAGUUAAUGUUCGUUUGAAUACAUGUUUUCAGUCAUUUUCCGCACUUACUUAUUUAUUUUUCCAUGAUACAGGUGUACUGUCCAGUUUUCGGCUAAUAAUUAAAAUUUUAAUGUGCUGUGUUUACUUUGUUUCUCAGAGCCGUUUCUUCUUCUUCGUAUUUUGAUUUUGAGGGUGAGUUUUUUCAGCAUCCUGUCUGGAGCGGAGGCCGGAAGUUCGGUUGUUUGUUGUCAGCAACAGUUGCUGUGUUUGAACAUUUUCUUUUUUCUGUCGUAGUUUCUGUAGGGUUUUUUUUCCUGGCGUCUCGUUGGGGUGUAAAUUAUUUUAACUCUCUCCCCGCGCCCCCGCGGCGCUGACCGCCGCCUCCCUCCGAUCUUUACACGGCCAGCGGCGGGUUUUAGAGCCGGAGCGGGAAGUUUGAACGAAGUUAGCCUCCAUGCUAACAGUGCAGCUUUGUUAACACUCUGUACGUAAACAGCGUCAUGUCUGCUCCGGCUGCACUCAGUCCGGAUCAGUCCUCCUGCAGCUCGGACACCGGGGACGUUUUAAUCCGCUCCACCCGAGUCCUCCACCCGGACCGGACCGGUCCCGGAGGCGGACCGGGACCCGGAACCGUCCAGAUAACCGUCCGAAAACUGCGGGACCUUCCUCCUCCUCCUCCUCUGACCGAACCGAGACAGAAUAAGCAGCGGCGGCGGAGUCCCAGAGAGAACCCGGAUAUCGCUGCUCUACAUCGGUCAGCAGCGUACUUAAAGCCCCAUAAGAUCUCCGGAGGAGGAGACCGAAAACUCGCUGAGGCGAUGGACACAGGUGACGACGUCCUGACAUCACGCUUUGCGUCUGGGGGUCGGGGAGUCGUGCUGGCGGCUUUGAAGCAGCGCUCUCACAGCGCCCCCUGCAGGAGGGAGGUCAGAGUUCACUUCUUGGACCCGAUGCUGCUCCACUCUGUGGGAAACCUCCCAGAUGCCCCUGCUCUGAGCUCCCGGGAUGCAGCGAAGGAUGCUGGGGUCCAGAUGGAGACGCCGCUGUCCUCUGGUCACCUGGGAGAUGCCAGCAGCACAGCCGCCGCCGCUGCAGCUGCAGCUUUGGCAGCUGCUGCUCCUCUCUUCAAGGCUCAGUCUGAUAUGGAGGCUCGAGUGACUCAGCUGGCUGACGGCAUCCAGAAGCUGCUGCAAGCUGACAGGGAGGGUGGGGACAGAGGGCGGAGCCUGAGCCAUCAGACACUGCAGCACCUGGAGAUGCUGCAGAGCCAGCAGGUGCAGCUGCAGAGCCAGCUGCUGGAAUCAGCCCUCAGGAUAGCGAGCGGCCAUGCUUCAGACCCGCCGAUGCACCUGCAGGUCACACACCUGGAUGCUGCAGCAGCAAACAGCCUCGGCGCCCAGCCACCGAGCUCCUCGCCAAACGUAGCUCUCCCUGCUGCCCCAGUUACCAUGGAAACGCAUCGCCUUGACCGACGGGGAGAUCAAACCAGAGAUGCUCACAUGGCUGAAAGGUCUCAGCUCCAGUCUUUAGCCAAUCACAGCUGGGAGGCAGCGAGGAGAGCCAAUGACGUACUGCAGGAGAUGAAGCGUCUGAAGACUGAGAUGAAGAUGCUGCUGACGCAGCCAGAAGACCCUCUGAAAACCAGCAGACCUGCAUCGGAGCACCAGCAAUCCCAACAAACCCAGUCCCAACAAACCCAGUCCCAACAAAACCAGUCCCAAAAAACCACCUCAAAGGAAACUCGCUCGAGCUCCCAAUCUUCCCACCUCCAACUAAACUUAUCCCAUGAAAACAGCUUACACUCCCAGCAAAACCAGUCCAGACUACCUCAGCCCCAUAAAACCACUGAUGGAGAACAUAACCUCAGGUCACAGCAGUCCCGGUCUGUGCUGGUCCAGAGGAGGUCCACGGUCCCGUCCCUGGUGGAGGAGGCAGGUCAGGUUCUCCGUCAGGUUCGAAAGCAGAAGAAAGUUUUGGAGGAGAACCUGGAGGCUCUGCUCCGAGCCCGAACCGGAGAGGUCCUGCACUGCCAGCUGGAGGCGCUAGCUGCUAACAGACACCACAGCGAGGACGUCCGCAUCAAGAAGACAGUGGACGCCUGGAUCAGCAGGUUAAGCAGAGACAUCCAGGGAGAGAUGUCCUCGGGGAACAUCAGCAGCCAUCACUCAGCUGUGGACGCUGAUAGCUCUGCCCACACGGGGAGGGAGAGGACAGUGGGCGUGCUCAAAGGGACAGGAAGUAUGAGGGCAGCGAGGAGAGGAAGCAGAGGGCAGAGAGCCGGAAUCAGAGCGGGGGUGGAGCCUAACCGAGCCACAGGUGUAGCAGCGGAGCGUCAUCAGUUGGAAGUGGAUGGAGAGUCGUACCUGACCCGGCUGUAUGGCCGGGCACCGUAUGAAGGUCUGAGACGAACCCUGAAGAAGAGUCCGUACCUUCGCCUCAGCUCACCUGCCUCACCAGUCGGAAGGAAGCCCCGCCCCCGACUAGUGGAGAGUGUCCGAGGUGUGAAGCUGAAGUCCUCCAAGACUCAGACCAGCCUGGCCCCGCCCCUCACUCAGGCCCAACCAAUCAUUUUAGCCCCUCCCUUUGCUUCCUCCUCAUCUGGACGAGCUCACAUUUUCAGCUCAUCACACCUGACCUCAGGUCACCUUGAUGACCUCAGCAUGACCCCUACAAACAGCUGCCCUGUCGCCAUAGCGAUCCCACUGGGUCCACCCCGGAUGGACUCCAGGUGUGAGCAUCCUCAGGAAGUGACAUCAGCGCUCGCUGCCCCUCCAGCAGCCUCUGUGGGCGAUGAAGCACCUGACCAGCAGCACCUGGAGGCAGAAGAAGCUCCUCCCCCUCCCCGUCCUCCAUCACACACGAUUGACAUCAUCGAAGGGAACGAGGAAGAAGUGGAAGAGGACGACGUCUUCCCUGGAACUGACUUCCUGUCUGUUGUUGAUGUUGUGCAGCAGGAGGUCAGCGUGCCAGGUGAGGAGGCCGUGGAGCUGGACGGGGGUCCGUCUCCCCCUCCGGUCCUCUACCAGGGUCCCGUCUUCCCUCCCCGGGUUCCCUCUGCCCUCCCAGCCCAGGAUCAGGUCCCCGCCCUGGGCACGGCUCUGCAGCGGGACGCCCUGGAGAGCCGGCUGGUGGAAUGGGUGGAGCAGCAGCUGAUGUCCAGGAUGAUCUCAGAGCUGUACCGGCCCCCACCCUCUGAUCCCGCCCACAAUAGUGACGUGGACCAGUCAGAUCCUGAGGAACGCAGCGUCACCUCAGACAUUGUGGAGGCAGCAGGAGACGCAGGCCUGCAGCUGUUCGUGGAUGCCGGCGUGCCCGUGGACUCGGAGUUAAUCCGGCAACUGGUGAACGAGGUUCUGGCUGAGACUAUCGCCCUGAUGCUGGGCCAGAGAGACCCGCUGGGCGCAGGACCAGACCCGGGACUGGAACCAGCAGGACCAGCAGCCCCUCAGGAGAACAAACCGCUCCCAUUGGUUCCCACACCGGAACCGACCCCACCGCCCAGUCCGGCCCCGCCCAGCAGAGAGACCACAGCGGUAACCACACCCCCUCCAUCAGAACCAACAAGCCCGCUGAAUAAGGAGCCUCCUCAACCAAUCGCACCACCAGAGCUCGUAGCCACACCCACUCUCAGCCCAGAGCCCACCCCCUCUGCAGAAAGCCCAUUUACUGUACACCAAGCCCCGCCUCCCUUCACCUGGGAAGAAACUGAGCUUCCAUUGGACGAGGAGAGACUGGUGGAAGACAUAACCACACACAAACCACCUCUGCUGAUGUCAGUAGCGGAGGAGGAACCUCCUCUCGCUUCUCCUCACCCUCCUCCUCCUCCCUCCCUCCCCCCUGCUCACUCCCCGUCUCCUCCACCUGAGGCAGGGCCGGCGUCCCCCCCCACCUCCUCCGAGGAGUCCAGCAGCUCCAGCACGGUGACGGCCGGCACUGAAGCAGCUCUGAAACACAUUUCAGAGGGAGAGCUGCUCAUCAGUGCCAACCAGCUCACAGCCAUGACAGGGGGCGGGGCUGUGUGCAGCUUCAACAGCUCUCUGCAGGAGCUGCAGGAUAUGGACUUUGACCCCCCCAGUGAAGGACAGGUGAAAGGUUGCGACCUCCUGCGGGCCCUGCUGACCAAAAUGGAGCAGGGAGUCACACAGAGAGGAGAGAGGCCUCAGCCCGAGGGCUCCUGGGGGAGGGCGGACGGGAAAGUAAGCUCCACCCACAACGGUCAGACCAGCUCACCUGGACAGAUCAGCCAGGCUGCAGAUGUGUCAGAGGUCAGCUUUGAAGCCACCAAUCAGGGCUCGUUUACUUUGGGCGACCUGACGGGGGAGCUAAUGGGUACACUGACCUCUGACCUCCACACAGAGCUGUCACUGUCUCCUCCUCCACACCUGGAGAACACACACACUCCAGGACAGGUGCUGCUGGUCAGGAAGUCCAGCAGUCACACAGCUCGACAGCAGGAGGAGGAGGGAGGAAGCAGGAAGAUGGGCGUCCACCUGCCCCCCAUAAGACCUCCGGAGGAGGAGGAGGUGAUGGAGGCGUCGGUCAGUGCGGCGGCAGACUCAGAUUCCUCCACCAGCGAUGUUUUUUAAAAAGAAUAUUUUUAUAUUUUAACUCAUUUCAAAUAAAUAAAGUCUGAUGGAAACCAAA